AUGCCCGUCCCUCUGUACUGGCGCCAAUUCACACGAAAUGGCAGUCCUGAUGUUGACACCCAAGCUGACGCUGCCUUCUUGGCCGCCAAUUUCACCGACCACUUUGGACAGUGGCUACAACAAGGGGACAACGGUUUAGCUCGGUCAUUUGAUGCUCUUGUCAUGCCCUACUGGGACGGAAGCUUCAUCCAGGCCGGCCAGACGCCAGACUGGUCUUGGUUCAAUCCCCACAUACGUCUGGUGACGUUGGUCUGCCAAGCCAGCCAAUCUUUCUUCGCUCCGUCCCCAACACAGUGGACGCUGUGCAUCGUGGGGUCAAGCUUGCUGUAUUCUGAGGACCGACAUGACUCGUUCCUCCAGGUGGCCUCUUGGAAUGGCUCAGAAUUCAGAUUUUAUCAGAACGAUCUUGUCAAUGGCACCGGUUCAGGAUCGUUCUGGAACUACUUUGGAAAAUCUAUGGAUGCCUUUGGGGCGAGUGAAUAUCUCGGUCCCUUCAACGGCCAUGUCAACGGCGCCUGCAUCAUGAAGGAAAUGCACAGCCCCUGGCUCCACUGGUACCGUCUCUCGGGUUCCUUCCGGUCGUGCUUUAGUCCGGACAACAUCGCGACGUUUGAGAAGGCCCCCUACCUCACUACACCCGGACUGGGGAUUUUGUCGAGCGCCAACGGCAGUCCCAACGAGCUGGAGUCUGCCGUGAAAUCAGGCAUUUCCAACUGGACUGUCAAGAGGCUGAAAACCGACUUCAUCGAUACGACGCAAAGUCCUUCAAAGCCGCUGCAGAGCCCAACCCACAUCCCACGCUGGACGGCCCAUAUGUUCUUGACAACAACCAUCAACAUCGGGGCGGCAGUCUCGACAUCUGACCCAGGCGUGUAUGCCUUGCCAUACGACCACUUUUACGACAAUGAACUGCUCCAGAACUUUGACUUGAUUCCCUCGGAUAUGAAAAUGAAUGCGACGUUCAAUGAGAGCGACUACAACACGGCAGCAAAGAAUCUUGGGCUCUCACUGAUCCAGGAACUGGACCCCGAAAAACACCCAACCGUCAAACCUGAUUUGACGCUGCCGUGGCAGUCUCUUGGGGGAGACAGGCGAGAUGAGCCCGACUACCCGGACAUAGGGUAUAAAAUAGCUCUUGAAGGCGAGGGAGUGUCGCCGUUCAACUUCCUGCAGGCUUCGUACGAGGACGCACAAGGCGUAGUCAAGUCCCAGAGAAUCAUCAAAGUCAACAACAACAAUCGUCAGCCGUCUUAUGUCGGCCUUUUCUCCCAACACACAUUCUACGCCAUCAUGAUGCUCGACUUUUGGAAUCCCAUCUACUCCUGGAAGCGCGGCAUAUUGAUGGGGUACGUUCCACAAACGACCAGCUACAACGGGGAGAAAUACGACCUGGAAGCAAACUUCAUCGCCAAUGUCAUCAAAUCGCCGUAUGCCAGCAAGCUCGAUUCCUCCGAGUAUCAAUUCCUGCAGCUGCUCAACAAAACGCUGCCGGACUUCCAGCAAAUGAUUCGAGACUACCUCACCGCUAUCGCCAACCGCAUCAAGAAUGAGCCGGUGCAGGCCCUCCAGGACUAUCUCAAGCUGGCCGAGUCGCGCAGACGCAUAUACCGACCUCUGCCCUUGGACGAGUUUGGCUACAGUCUGCCGUUCGCGACCAAGGUCCCCUUCACUCCCGGUAAAGACUUGCUGGAGAUGACGCCGCAGGGGACGAUUCAGGUGAUGGAUCAGCGGGGCCAAGAUUUCCUGAACGCGUGGACCACUUCCCUCGCCGAGCCGGAUCCCCACGUGGUUCCAACUCUGGAUGAAGGGCAGAACCGUAGCAACGAGCCAGCGGCGCCGGCGCUGGCCAUCGCCGCUCUUCCGAGACCCGCGAGACUCGCCAUUCCGUGCCAGCGUCUGACAGGUCGAGCCUCAUCCCCCUCAUCUUUACGUACAAGCCGCCGUUCCCGCCGCGCCGGAGGGGGCUGCCCCUUCAGGAACCAGGGCAUCGCACAACCUCCGUCUGCAAGCUGA
Chaetomium globosum CBS 148.51 is the source of this 2013-nucleotide messenger RNA. RefSeq lists its product as uncharacterized. The record is from RefSeq and is a predicted model, not a curated record. Bases 1 to 2013 code for a protein of 670 amino acids. NCBI's taxonomy places the organism in Eukaryota, Fungi, Ascomycota, Sordariomycetes, Sordariales, Chaetomiaceae. The transcript has 5 exons.